Messenger RNA from Prorocentrum cordatum, 826 nucleotides. Lineage: Eukaryota; Dinophyceae; Prorocentrales; Prorocentraceae. The record is from the annotation of a GenBank genome assembly.
GCCCCUGGUGGCGGCGGCCGCUCCCACGGCGGCGCCCGCGCCCGCGGCGGCGCCCGCGCCCGCGGCGGCGCCCGCGCCGGCGAAGAACGCGUCGGCCAAGAACGCCCCCGCGUCGGCGACGAAGACGCCCCCCGCCUCACAGCCAGCGCCCGUGGCCGCCGGCGCCACCUCCUCGGAGCCCUCCGCGGUGCCCGCGGCGGCGGCAGAGGCCCCAGCCGCCCAGGCCGGCGUGGGGGCCGCCGCCGCCGGAAGCCGCAGCGCCGAACCCGGCGAGUGGCCCGAGGCCAGUCAGGAGGAUAAGGACGAGCUGAAGGACCUCAUGCCGAGGUUCAGAGACUGGAUGGUGAAGACAAAGCAGAAGACCGACGAAUUGGCCAAUGAGUCGGUCAGCAAAUUUAAAGCUCUCUUCAACAAGCACCAGAAGCCUCUCAAGGCCAUGGGCACCGAAGAGUUCAUCAAGUGGCUCCAGGCGGGCAAGGCGAAGCCCGGCACGAUGCAGCUCGCCAGCGCGAAGUGGUUCGGGCACUUCUGGGUGGAGGGCCUCGACCGCAAGGUCGACGGCACCCUGUGCGACGUGGAGGACUCGAAGCGGCCCGCGGAAGCAGAGGAGGACUUCAUGUCCACGCUCACCGCAGGCAUGCAGGAGGCGAACAGGCACGGGAAGCGGAAGAGGGACGAGGACCGCCAGGAGCGCGAGGCCAAGAGGCAGCGGGAGCUGGAGGACCUAGAAGCUCAGCCAGACGAGGACCCUCCCGAGAUCACCUCCGACAGCGAGCACCCGCAGGGCGACGUCGAGCCGUUCCCGCGGGUGCUGGUCGUCGAGGCC